UUGUGGGAGAGAAGAGGAGGAGAAGCAGGCAGGGAAAGAAGUGAACAGCAGCCCAGCCGGAAGGAUAAGGGAGGCUGCUGCUGCCACUGCACGGAGAGAAGCUAAUCCACCUCCCUGGCAGCCCUGAACAGCCAUGUGUAAAAAGAGGCAGGCACCAAAUGCAGUGCCAGUCGGGAGGCAGAGGAAGGCAGGCUUCGGAGAAAUGAGGAGGGGGGUCUCUGUGGGCUGUGCGAGAGAGCGGCUUCCCGGAUUCCCUGCCCUUAAAUAGCCCCAGAGAGAAAAGAUGGGGCCUGCGGCUGUGCUUGGGUAGCUGGGAGAAAUGUGGGAUGGAGACAGCUCUCCCCCUUCCCAGUGGUUGGUAGAUCCGGCAGGCAUAUCAGGCAGUUAGCGGUCUGCUGAUACCCAAAGCAUCCUAAGAGCAGUUCAGCCAAGGAGGGGAGGUGUUCGUAGUUGGCCAUGGAGGUUGCCUGGGCAUGGUGAAGCCCUCUCUCCACACCAGCCUGCCUCCCAGCCUCUUUCAAGCGAAGCCACAGCAGAAUCGGCCCUUCCAUUGCUCCAGCUGGGGAAGUAUGACUGAAGUGGAGCCGGUGUUGGAUUUUGCAUCAUCUGGGCGCACGGGGCGAAGGAACGCCUUGCCUGACAUCCUGGGCUCACCAGCAGGUGUCAAUCCCACCGACUUGCCACUGAAACUGGCAGAAAUGUCUAUAAACGCAGAUCAGUCCCAAGAGAUGCAGUCCCCAGCCACAGAGGUGCCUCCCCAGGCACCCCAGAGUCCAGAGCUGAAAGACACCUCCUAAUCCUGCCUUGAGAAGGCAAAUGAAGCCAACAAGAAAAGGAAAGACUUCCUGAUGUCGACAGAAGUUUGCCUGGAGUUUUCUGGGAUUUCCUGGUCAUUACCUGGCAAGACUGUGUUACAUCCCUUGGUGUGAAGGAGUAAUAGAGGACGAUGCAGGGAAUAAGCAGUUUUGUGUUUUACCAAGAUGUGGGGAGAACCUUGAGGGAUCAUUUCUUCUAUGGGGUCUGAGGGAAUUGGAGGGAUUUUGCUGGAGAGUGUUCUCAUUUUCACACCUGUGCUGUUGAGCAGCACUGGGCUGCUACACACUUGCUCUCAGUUAGAGGAUCGUGACCGUUAUUAAAGGACCCACAGUUUGUUUUCAUAACAGAAUGCAUUCUUCACUGUGAUGUUUGGGGGAACAACGUUUUUGUGUUUUUCACCAACAGAUCCGCGAAAGGUUUAGGGGCAAAAACUGCAAGUGUGAAGCCAACAAUUUCAGCUCAUCCUCUUGUCUGCACCCUGAAGAUAGCUGGUCUUUUUCACGAAGGAAAUUCCAUUUUUGAAAUGAUGCUCUUCAUAUUCAGGAAGUUUAUGUGGCUUGUGAGAUAAGCACAGCCAUCACUCUGAUCGGCCAGAAGGGAAAUAAGCGUGACAGUAUGACCAAAGACUGUCAUCGACUCCAUAUUCAAGGGAAUGAACAAAACACAAAAAGUUAAGAGAUUUAAAAAAUCCUGUCGCACUUUAUAAAACUAUUGGGAUAUGAUGUUCUGGAGGCAAGCAGCCAAGGUUAGGUAGCUGUUGCAGAUUUGCCACAUGGGUGUAGAAUUUGGCUUUGGGGUCAGAAUUUAGCAUCCUGAACAUUUCAGCUUUCUCUUUUUCUUUCUCGGUGGCGGGGGGAGUGGGAAUCAAGUUGCUAGUCCUUAUGUUUGUGAAUCAGUGUUCAAAUUACAGGAGGCCAGAGGGCCCCACUUCCUUCCCUUUUGCAACACCCCCUUAGUUACUAUUUUAGAAGGCUACAGGCAGCAUAUUUGGUUAAACCUAGGGGCAGUGAGUGGAUUAAACAUGGGGUUUCAUUAGGAGGACCCUAUUUUCCUCCUAUAUUUUGAACAUAUUGUGAAGAUAAUUAUUUGAUAAUAGAGGCAUUGCUAGGUAUUUAAGAGACCCAGGGUCUGGAUCCACAGUCGGCUUUGGAUAAUUAAACUCAAUCAUCCCCCAUAAGAAUAAUCAGGUAUUUUUUGAAAGUCCCUAAUAUUAUAAUAAAGUGUCUAUUAAGGUGGAAGCAUCAGAGAGCUACUUGAGCAUAGCAGCAGUGUUCCCUGUAACAGGGACUCCCAGAUGCUGUUGACUACAACUCCCAGCAUCUUCAGCUGCAAUGGCCUAUGGCUGGGGAUUAUGGGAAUUGUAGUCAUCAGCAUCUGGGAAUCCUUGUUACAAGGAACAUUGGCUAGGAGAUUAGAGUUGCCAUGCCCCCCGGAAUUUCGGGUUUCACCCGGAUUUUAAGCAUCUCACCCAGAUUGAUUAGCCCACCCAGAUUUGCCCAGAUUUCAGCUUUCAUUUAUUUUUAUUUUUAUUUUUAAAAAAAGCUAAGCCCUUGUAGAAGGGGAGUUGUAGAGCAAAACUUGCAGUCGUUAUUCUGCUCGAAAAUUAUUUUCAAGCCAAUUUCCAUAAUAUGCAAAUUAGGCACCCGGAUUUGGAAAGCCGGAACAUGGCAACCUUAUCUCCGAUGCUCUCUGCAGGUGCUUCUGCUGCUGUGUUCCCUUUCUGGAAAGAGUCAGGGAGGAGAGAGGUGGUUGAUGAGAUUCAGGGCUCUGAGCAAUAAAUUGGGGGCCUGUCCCCCAUAGGGCACCCCCUAAUGAUGCCCCUGUUUGAUAAACUACUGCAGCUGCAGGAGGGGCUCAGUGCGUUUUCCAGUGAUCAAAGACAAGGCUUUGAAAGCACGAUCCUGGUUACAUGACGACUGCCAUCUCUGGAAAUGGCCGGUAUUUGUCAUUAGCCAAAUUAACAUUGCAUUAAAACAGCAUCGAUGCUGGCCAAAGCGCAAACACAGAUAAAGCCUGAGAAGCAUCCAGCAUAUUGGUGAGCUUUCAUACUUGCACAUUUUCAAAAAAUGCUCUCCUGGUUCCACAGGUUACUCGAGAGUUCAGAGACGAAACGGACGUGUUUUUAAAGAGUGGGUUGCCCCCGUUCCUAGAGUAGUCAAGCACUAAUGUCUAGUGAGGAUCUGUUCAUGCUAACACUGCGCAUUAAACUUCCACCAUUCUGACCACG
This is a messenger RNA of Hemicordylus capensis (graceful crag lizard), 3043 nucleotides long. RefSeq names its product cAMP-dependent protein kinase inhibitor beta-like. Gene Ontology annotation, cellular component: cytoplasm; nucleus. The transcript has 3 exons. NCBI's taxonomy places the organism in Eukaryota, Metazoa, Chordata, Lepidosauria, Squamata, Cordylidae. Bases 474 to 797 code for a protein of 107 amino acids. The record is from RefSeq and is a predicted model, not a curated record. Gene Ontology annotation, molecular function: cAMP-dependent protein kinase inhibitor activity. Gene Ontology annotation, biological process: negative regulation of cAMP-dependent protein kinase activity.